AUGGCCGCACUCGCCACCAAGCGCGUCCUCGCCCUCGCACCACCCGGCUCGCGCUCCCUCUUCGGCUUCCCCUCCCCUUUCGCCUCCUCGUCGUCCUCAUCGCCGUCCUCACAGCGCAAGGGCACCCUCAAGCAGCACGGCGGCAUCUGGCACUACCGCGAGGACAAACUCAUGCCCUACUCGCCCGAGGAGCUCUUCACCGUCAUCGCCGACGUCGACUCGUACCAGCAGUUCCUCCCCUUCACCUCGUCGUCGCGCGUCCUGCGCGCCGCGCGCCUUGUCGUCGGGCCCCCCAGUGCGCGACGAGACGAGCCCGUCGCCGAGCGAGGGUGGCUCAAGCCUGGCCCAGAGGGCGAGCGGUGGGACAUGGACGGCGAGCUGCGCAUCGGCGCCAUGGGCUUCGACGAGGGUUACGUCAGCCUCGUCGAGAUGGAGAAGCACAAGUGGGUCAAGGCCACGGCCAAAGACGCGAGCAUGUUCCGCCACCUGUCGACCGUCUGGUCCUUCUCGCCUGCUCCCCCCUCCUCCUCCUCCUCCUCGUCCACCCCCGCCUCGUCCCCCUCAACCCGCGUCGAUCUCUACCUCUCGUACGCCUUUGCGUCCCCGCUCCACGCCGCCGCGAUCCAGUCCGUGUGGGACAAGGUGAGCGCGCUGAUGGUCGACCGGUUCGAGAAGCGCGUCGGCGACGUCCACGGCAAGAGGUGA
Messenger RNA from Rhodotorula graminis WP1, 705 nucleotides. RefSeq lists its product as uncharacterized. The coding region runs from base 1 to 705 and encodes 234 amino acids. Gene Ontology annotation, molecular function: ubiquinone binding. Gene Ontology annotation, biological process: cellular respiration; ubiquinone biosynthetic process. The transcript is spliced from 3 exons. Gene Ontology annotation, cellular component: mitochondrion. The record is from RefSeq and is a predicted model, not a curated record. NCBI's taxonomy places the organism in Eukaryota, Fungi, Basidiomycota, Microbotryomycetes, Sporidiobolales, Sporidiobolaceae.